UGAAAAUGGGGUCCAACAGCUCCAACUCAGUUCUCUCACUCCCUUCUCUCUCCUCUGAGACCAACCCAUAAUCCAAAACAAUGGCGAUUUGUGUCGCCAGUUUCGCUUCAAUCAUGCUCAAUACCAGGGCCUCCAAUUGCCGGACCUUAGCGGCCACCCCUGUUUCACUCGUGCGCGCGCUUGCCUCUUCUCACUCUCUCAAGAAUCAACCCAAGUCCCACACUUUUUGGCAGUUUCGGAAUCGGAAAUCUCUGCAGAGAAAGAGAAGAACUUUCGCUUUUGAACCCCUGUCUGCUGUAUCAGAUGUUGUCCCCUCGAUUCCCACUUCUUCCCCAACUUGUUACCCCAAGUAUCAUCGCUUGCUUCCAUGUCCAUCAGAAAACGGUCCACCCAGAGUUGAGCACUUAGUUGUUUUGGUAGGAGGGCCUGUUCUUGAAUAUAUUAGUAAAACUUUGGAUCUUCCACCUAUGUAUGUUGCAGAUCUCAUCCAUUUCGGAGCUGUAUAUUAUGCCCUUGUAUGUCCAGAUCCGCCUCCAACCGCAACGGCAGAGGAAUUUAGGAUAUAUAAGGAAGCUACAGCUCCAGCAGUUCUGAGAAAGAGAUCUUCCAUUAAAGGAAAAACUAUACGAGAAGCUCAAAAAACUUAUCGGAUAACUCAUGUUAAUGAGUUUGUUGAAGCUGGAACUUACUUAAGGGUGCAUGUACACCCAAAACGCUUUCCAAGGUGCUAUGAAAUUGACUGGAGAUCCAGAAUUAUAGCUGUAUCUGAAUCCUACGUUGUUCUAGACAAACCAGCGGGUACAUCUGUUGGAGGAACUACAGACAAUAUUGAAGAAAGUUGUGCAACAUUUGCUACUCGUGCCUUGGGAUUUGCAGAGCCAUUGAAGACUACCCAUCAGAUUGAUAAUUGUACAGAAGGCUGUGUUGUGUUAGCUAGAACUAAGGAGUAUUGUUCUGUUUUUCAUGGAAAAAUCAGAGAGAAAAAGGUAAAUAAGCUUUAUCUUGCUCUUGCUGCUGCUCCUGUGCCAGUUGGCAUAAUUACCCACUACAUGCGGCCAAUCAAUAUGGCUCCAAGACUUAUUUCUGAAGAUUUCUCUAAAGGAUGGCAUUUGUGCCAACUUGAGGUCUUGGAUUGCAAGAAGGUUGCAUGGCUGAACUCUGUAACUGAAGAGAAGUAUUGUGUUGAGGACUGUGGGUGGCCUUUAAAAAAGUUUGCAUAUGAGUGCAAAAUAAACCUUUUGACAGGUCGAACGCAUCAGAUUCGUGCACAAUUGGCUGCCUGUGGUGCACCGAUAGUGGGUGACUCAAUGUACAUGCCUGCUGCAAUUGCAGAGAUGAUCAGUCCUGGGCUUAAUCCAUUUGGAAAGUACAAGAAACAAUGCACAAGUGAGUAUGAUAAAGCAAUGGCUAUGCAGGAGUGGAUUUCACAUCACGGGAAGGAACCUAGUGUUGCUAUUGGUCUUCAAGCAUGUCAGAUAUCAUGGGAUGAUGGAGAGCACUUCUAUGAGGCUAGGUCUCCCUGGUGGAGAUAGGAAACACCGUAGGUGUGCUAAUACUUCUCGCUGGAUAUGAAAGGCCACCUAAAAACAUUAUUUUCCUUCACAUGAAGCAUGACACGUUGACUCCUGUCUACCUAGUCACUCUUUUUAAAGAAUCAGGAGUUACAUUGUCAAAGCUCAGAAGAGUAGUUUAUGAAGGAAAUUUGAACUUCUAUGAUUUGGCAGAGGGAGUCUCGGGAACCACAUAGCUCCUAAAUUUUACCAGAUGAUUGCAUGUACCCACAGAAACUAAUCUCAACUCAAAAUGGUUCAGGGACAGCACGGUUAAUUGGGAGGAAGGGGGUUGGGAUUGUCUGUGGUUCGCAAAGGAUGUGCUUGUUGCACAUUUUAUGUUCUUCUAGUCUUCAAGAAUUUAGUUGUAUGACAGUGCAUGUAAUGGUUAUAAGGUUGUUUAGAGGAAAGGAGUACUGAAUAUUGAUCAAUAAAGGAAGUGAUGUUGCCAUAAAAUUGUGUGAUUACCAAAGGGCAUAGAACAUUGCUGUUUCUGUUUCUCUCUCCUGUUGGAUUGUUCUGCAGGUGGAAACUGGUUUACCUUGACUUACUCUUAUUUACUCCUAGUUAUCGUCUUUUGGUGAUUUAUAUUCUUCUUCCAUAGGAAAUGUAGGCUAAAAAGUUUGUGUUGAUGCCUUAUAAAUUAGUAAGACCUUUCAUUUCAUAAAAAGUAGCACAUGCAAGAAUUCUUGUUUCCUUGUUCUCUAUUCCGUAUCUUGUGUUUGUACAUUAGUUGUUAAAAGUUAUACAUACAUCCUUGAACUAAUAUUGUGCAAGGGAAAUGCCUCUUUAUUUAUUGGUUUUAAGUGUUGUCACUUUCAGCAUUGAGUAGAAAGGUAGAGAUUCAUUGUUGUCGUUGAAGUCUGUCAGUUGAUUUGUCCUAACGUGUACUUGUCUUUCCUGCAGGAAUGUGAGAGUAAUGCUACAAUGACCAUGUUUAUAUACUGCAUUGGGUUUACCAUCUCAUUUGUCAUAAUUGCAUUGGUUGAAUAGGUUCCAUCACUCAUGUCUGUUACCAACACAGUAAUGACAUAUCACAUGGUAAACUAAAUAUGGUAUAUAAACAUGAUCAUUGUAGCAUUACUCGAGUAGAAAAUGUGGUCUUUCAUUGGUUUGGUGUUUUUUCAAUUUUUUUUUUCUGCUUGAUUUGUCAUGUCUAUAAACAUUGUGUACUAGUGUUGGUUAGAAGUCAGGUGAAGAUGCGUGGCCCCUAACAGGCACUCAUAAAAACAUCAUAUACGAGUUGGCUUUGCUGCAUCAAUUUUGGCACCUUUUAAUUUGUAUCAAUUCGAGACUAGGCAUUGGCAUGAUGGCCUUCAACUGAUAGUUUUGGAGUUCUCUUGAGGGUGGCAUAAUCAACAUGGUGAAGCCCGAACCUUCUCAUGUACCCAUAUGUCCACUCGAAGUUGUCAAGCAAGGACCAGAAGAAAAAAACAAAAGCUGCCCCAAGCUAGAGGGUUACAGGCACACA
Messenger RNA from Camellia sinensis, 3021 nucleotides. Lineage: Eukaryota; Viridiplantae; Streptophyta; Magnoliopsida; Ericales; Theaceae. The record is from RefSeq and is a predicted model, not a curated record.